Molecule: messenger RNA, 1678 nt
Organism: Bombus impatiens (common eastern bumble bee)
Lineage: Eukaryota; Metazoa; Arthropoda; Insecta; Hymenoptera; Apidae
Gene: Orco
Product: odorant receptor coreceptor
Exons: 9
Coding region: 157-1596 (479 amino acids)
Biological process (GO): sensory perception of smell; detection of chemical stimulus involved in sensory perception of smell
Cellular component (GO): plasma membrane
Molecular function (GO): odorant binding; olfactory receptor activity
Source: RefSeq, a predicted model, not a curated record
CCGAGCAGUGACGAUCCAUCGUGCUGUUCGUGUGUCAGUUUUCGUCGAUAAACGUGUGCCCCCCGGCUGCACGCACCGCGUUUCUCUCGGCGAACUCGCGAGGAGUUCGCGUUUUCAUCGUGGAUUUGAAUCGCGUAACAACGUACCCGCCUCAAGAUGAUGAAAUUCAAGCAACAGGGGCUAGUCGCGGACUUGAUGCCCAACAUAAGACUGAUGAAAGCUACUGGGCACUUCUUGUUCAAUUAUUAUACCGACAAUUCUACGAAAAAUAUACACAGAAUCUUCGCUAUUGUGCACCUGGUCCUGAUGCUGAUGCAGUUUGGGUUCUGUGGUAUAAACUUAUUCUUUGAGAAGGAGGACGUGGACGAUCUUACGGCAAACACAAUCACGAUGCUGUUCUUCACGCACAGCGUGAUCAAGGUCGUUUACUUCGCAGUUAGGAGCAAACUAUUCUAUAGAACCCUUGGCAUUUGGAACAAUCCGAAUAGCCAUCCCCUGUUCGCCGAGAGCAACGCACGUUACCAUCAGGUAGCCGUGAGGAAGAUGAGAAUACUCUUGCUGGCUGUCCUAGCAACCACGAUGCUGUCGGCCAUUUCUUGGACCAGCAUUACGUUCAUCGGUGACUCCGUGAAGAAAGUUAUCGAUCCUAUCACGAAUGAGACCACCUACGUCGAGAUACCAAGAUUGAUGUUGCGUUCUUGGUACCCGUACAAUGCCAGCCACGGGAUGGCUCACAUCUUGACGUUGAUAUUCCAAUUUUACUGGCUGGUGUUUUGCAUGGCAGACGCAAAUCUUCUGGAUGUACUCUUUUGCUCGUGGCUCCUCUUUGCUUGCGAACAAAUUCAACAUCUGAAGAACAUUAUGAAGCCUUUGAUGGAAUUCAGUGCCACGCUGGACACUGUCGUGCCAAACAGCGGAGAACUGUUUAAAUCUGGCAGUGCAGAACAGCCGAGAGAUCAUGACCCACUACCACCAACCACGCCAACAGCACCGGGCGAGAAUAUGUUAGACAUGGAUCUUCGGGGAAUAUACAGCAACAGAACAGAUUUUACGGCCACCUUUCGACCAACUGCUGGAAUGACUUUCAACGGGGGUGUGGGACCAAAUGGAUUGACAAAGAAACAAGAAAUGCUAGUCCGCAGUGCCAUCAAAUACUGGGUUGAGAGGCACAAACAUAUUGUAAGACUCGUAACCGCAAUUGGAGACGCUUAUGGUGUUGCUCUGCUGUUACAUAUGUUAAUUACCACCAUCACAUUAACUUUACUUGCCUACCAGGCAACAAAGAUAAAUGCAGUGGAUACAUACGCAGCUUCGGUAAUAGGUUACUUGUUAUACUCCCUAGGGCAGGUCUUCAUGCUGUGCAUAUUUGGAAACCGUCUCAUCGAAGAGAGUUCAUCAGUGAUGGAAGCCGCUUACUCUUGUCAUUGGUACGAUGGAUCAGAAGAGGCCAAAACUUUCGUGCAAAUCGUCUGCCAGCAGUGCCAAAAAGCGAUGUCGAUUUCAGGGGCGAAGUUCUUCACCGUCUCUUUGGAUCUCUUUGCCUCGGUGCUGGGAGCUAUGGUCACCUACUUCAUGGUGUUGGUGCAACUGAAGUGAACGCACGAGAUUAUCUAUUUUAUGAUGGAACGUAGAAACUGGAAUGUUGGAGAAAAUGGAUUAUUAAAAUUAUCAGGCAAGA